Molecule: messenger RNA, 2049 nt
Organism: Solea solea (common sole)
Lineage: Eukaryota; Metazoa; Chordata; Actinopteri; Pleuronectiformes; Soleidae
Product: ATP-sensitive inward rectifier potassium channel 1-like
Exons: 2
Coding region: 419-1555 (378 amino acids)
Biological process (GO): potassium ion import across plasma membrane; regulation of monoatomic ion transmembrane transport
Cellular component (GO): plasma membrane
Molecular function (GO): ATP-activated inward rectifier potassium channel activity
Source: RefSeq, a predicted model, not a curated record
GUGAGGCCUGACGCAAAUCUCCAAUGUUCUCAGGGUGGAAAACAAAAACAGCAUGGGUGCCUCCUCUGGCCCAUGCACAUUAGGCCCCUUCAAUAGAUGCACCUUCUGCCACACAAAAGCUCUGAGGGCUUUCUCGGCAAACUGUGCCUCUGGAACAUUCCCGUCAGAGGAGCUUCAGCCAUCAUGAAGCAAGUGCUGGUGAAGUUACUGCUUUUACUCAAGAGAUUUGCCCCGUCAGUCGAAGACAACUGACGUCCACUGGUGCUUUUUUUUCCUGUGUCUGUAUGGAGUCAGUGUACAUGGUGGCAUGUGGCUGGGAUUAGGGAAUUUCACUGUGGAUUAAAAUCUUUUCCAACGCCUCCUGGCCACUCGCUGAAAGAAGGAGUGAGAAGUUGCAGGAGAGAACCGUGAGCAGUCCAUGGUCUCAGUUAGCAGCUCCAGGAUGCUCCGGCUGCUCCAGGGACACCGAAGUUGCAAAACCCGUCUGGUCACCAAAGACGGGCACUGCAACAUCGAGUUUGGCAACAUCGAAUACAGCAACCAUUUCGCCUACCUGGUGGACUUCUGGACCACCUUUGUGGAGAUCCGCUGGCGCUUUGUUUUCCUCCUCUUUGUGGCUUCGUUCACGGGCAGCUGGUUCAUUUUCAGCCUGUUGUGGUACUGGAUCGCAAAGAGCAACGGGGAUCUGAGUGGACAGAACCGCACAGAUGGACAUGUCCAGUGUAUAGACAACGUUAACGGCCUCACGACGGCUUUCCUCUACUCUUUAGAGACCCAAACCACCAUUGGGUACGGCGGUAGGGCGCUGACAGGACACUGUGCCGGCACGGUGGCUCUCAUCAUCCUCCAGUCGCUAAUCGGCGUCUUCAUCAACUGCUUCAUGUGUGGCGUCGUCUUGGCAAAGAUCUCCUCGCCCAAAAAAAGGGCAAAGACUGUCCCCUUCAGCGACACAGCCGUCGUCUGCUUGAAGAAGGGCAGUCUGUGUCUCCUGAUCCGAGUGGCCAACCUUCGCAAGACCUUGCUAAUCGGCAGCCAGAUCUACGGCAAGCUGAUCAGGACAACGACCACACCGGAUGGAGAGACCAUCAUUCUGGACCAGGUGGACGUCGACUUUAUGGUCGACGCUGGCAAGGACAACUUGUUUUUCGUGUGCCCUCUGACGCUCUACCACGUGAUUAACAAAUCAAGCCCCUUCUACGAACUGUCAGCCGACACGCUCCCCCAGCAGGACUUUGAGUUGGUGGUCUUUUUGGACAGUACGGCCGAGUCCACCAGUUCGUCCUGUCAAGUCCGUACUUCGUACAUCCCACAGGAGAUUCUAUGGGGCUACAGUUUUCUGCCCAUCAUCUCCCGCACCAAGACGGGAAAGUACCGCGUGGAUUUCUCAAACUUUUCCAGAAGUGUGCCGGUGACCACGCCGCACUGUGUCCACUGCUUCGAGACGGACGCAGACCAGCGAAACCACAACGGCCACAACCAGCAGAAGACUGGCAUCGACAAUCUGGGCUUUCAGGCGAUUGACGUUCAUGACUUUGUGGACAUCACCAAAAUGUGAACGCAUGGAGAUAAGAUUCUAAUCAUGGUGUCAUAUCAGUGUCUUGUUGAAAGCCAAUCAUAUCAUUUAAAGGUACUGUAGGCGGUAUCGCUACAUAACUGUCGGCUGGUGAACCUUUUCAUACAUUCACACUCAAACAUUACCUGGUUUUACUUGAUUUAUUACAGGAUUGGGAGAUGGCCACAUGUGAAGACAUCCACCAUGUACACAAUAGUACGUCCAAAAACCAGAUGCCUCUCAUGGCAUUUAACUCCACCCUUGUUAAAUGAGAUUUUCCCCCAACUGACUGUGACUCCCAAUUUGCCUAAUCCCCAAAUCUGCAUGUCUUGGACUGUGGGGGGAAAACGGAGAACCCGGAUGAAUGGAUGGAUGAUUGUGGCAUCCAGUGGUUAAAAUGUGGUACUACAACUACAACAGUAUUGCACAAACACAAAAAUUGUAGCCUUUCACCAAUCACAGAGUGGGUGCUCGUGUUCGCUAUGACACUACUAUUA